CUGCUUUUCGGCAUCAUUCAGUAUGCUAUUAGGCAGGCGUUUAGUUGAGCGCCGAUAGAAUGGUAGCCCGCAAACGACCUUUAGCUAAGUUAGUUAACUUAAUAACCUACUAACUCCAUGCAAUUGUGCCUACAGUGAACGUGGCAUACCAUCGAUUGACGGAUAAUUAAACGAAUGAGAAUGAUUAGAUUUGCAUCUGAAAGACGCGUAAUGCUGUCUGGGGUCCCUGUAUGGAGAUGUCUUCAGCAGUCAGUCAGAGCACCAAAAAUCAUCACAUCAAAAGCUCAGAUGCCCUUUCAGUCCAGACCCUCCUCGAGCUUAAUGCCUUGCACACUAACUCCCACCAACAUGUUGCGCAUCAGGCCAGUGAGCUGGCAAGCCACCCGUCUCUGCCACAGGGAUCCACAAGGCACCUCGGAGAGAGGCAACCUCAAAGAGGGUUUCAGCUUGAGGGCCCUCGGCCAGGCUCCCAAACCGGCUCUCUACCUUGGUGUUUCGGGGCUCAUCCCUUUCCUGUUUGCACCUCUCGCUAUGGCUGCCACACAGUCCUUCUACCCUGAACUGGCAUAUGCUCAAGUGGUCUAUGGAGCGUCUAUCGUCUCCUUCCUGGGAGGCGCCCGCUGGGGGUUCGCCCUCCCCGCCGGCAGUCCCGCUCAACCUGACUGGAUGAACUUGGGCAACAGUGUGGUGCCUUCCCUUCUGGCCUGGCUGGCACUGCUCUGCAGGGACAGUUUUGCAGAAGGAGCGCUGGUAGUAAUCAUGGGACUGGGUCUCUCUCUGCACUAUGACCUGACCCUGCUGCCGGGAUACCCUUCCUGGUUCAAAGCCAUGCGAACUGUCCUCACUCUGGUUGCCACCUUCUCACUGGUUGCAAGCCUAAUAAUUAAAGAAUUCUACCCUGAGAAGAAGAUCAAAGACGUUCAGAACUGAGUGGAGGAAAGUAGUGAGCCAUAGGGACACAAAUAUUGGGCUCAUGUGCAGCAUGGUUGGUUUAUACAGUACGGAGCAAUAGUUUUGUCAUCUACAAUACUUUUAAUAGAUUUUGGAAGACAUGUACAAAUGUAGAAUACCAUUUAGAAAAUGAAUGAACAGUUGUAAAAUAGGCACAUUAAUAUCCUGCUAGUUUGAAAGAAAGAAACUGUAGAACAGGACAGACUUUGAAAUGAAUGAAUCGUUUGCUGCACAGACACAGAGGACCCUUACUGAAAUGUGGUAAUUUUACAUGUGCAAACUAGGGGAAAAUAAACAUUGGAAUAUU
Pungitius pungitius (ninespine stickleback) is the source of this 1258-nucleotide messenger RNA. RefSeq names its product transmembrane protein 69-like. NCBI's taxonomy places the organism in Eukaryota, Metazoa, Chordata, Actinopteri, Perciformes, Gasterosteidae. The coding region runs from base 175 to 930 and encodes 251 amino acids. The record is from RefSeq and is a predicted model, not a curated record. The transcript is spliced from 3 exons.